Molecule: messenger RNA, 2577 nt
Organism: Tetrahymena thermophila SB210
Lineage: Eukaryota; Ciliophora; Oligohymenophorea; Hymenostomatida; Tetrahymenidae
Product: WD domain, G-beta repeat protein
Exons: 1
Molecular function (GO): protein binding
Source: RefSeq, a predicted model, not a curated record
AUGAAGAAAACAUAAGUUACAUAAAAAAGUGAAAAGAGCACUACUCAGAUUUAACCUGAAAGUAAAAGGAGUUCAAUAGUUAAUGUAGCAACAAAAAAGACUGAUCUUUAAAAUACAGCUAAUAAAACAGCAUCUGCAGAUAACUAAGUUAAAAAAGAUAGUCCUCCAAAUAGUUAAAUUCACACAGGAAGGUAAUUAAUUGAUUCACUGGUUAAUCAAUAACAAGAGGCACUAAAGCCAAUAGAAAUAGAAAAGUCAUUAACUGAAUUAUUAGGAAAGUUUUUACAUAUUUCUUGUUCUUAGCAUAAAAUUAGGGAAUAUGAUCACAUUUGUAUUAACAAAAAGUGUACUUUUAAAAAUGUGAUUUCAUGCUCUAAAUGUAUUUUGUAAGAUGAAAAGCAUGCUAUAGAAUGUAAAAACGAUUUCAAUUCUUUAGAAAAGUAUGUCCCAUUAAAGAUCGAUCAAAUAUCUGGUAAGCUAGAGCGCUAAAAAAUAGAAUAAAUACAACAGAAUGUAAACAAAGUUGAGAAAGAAGUUAAUUAAAAUGUUUAACAAAUGAGAGAUACAGUAGAAAAAGACUUAACUGAAAUUAUUGGAAGUGUAACAGCAUUAUGCGCUGAAUUAAAAGUUUCAUUAAAUAAAUAGAUUGACUAGUAUUAAAAUGAAUAAAAAUCAACUAUUUAAAGGUAUAAUAUUUCAAUAAAAAAGAAUUAUGACUAAAUAAUUAAAGAAGGAUAGAUAAUUGAAAAGGGUUUCAAAGAAAUUCUCACUAAUAAUUUUGAUUAUUCUAACUUUUAUUAAAUUAACGAGUUCAUGAAAAAGGUUCGUGAAAAGGAAAAUACUUUCUCUGCCUAACAGUUUAUUUAGGAAAUUAAUGAUAAUUUAGAAGAGUUCAAAUAUGACUUAAAGAAUAAUAAAUAUUAUAAAACUAGGCAAGUAAAAUAUAUAAAAGAUUCAAUAAACUCCCUCUUAUAAAAUGCAUUAAAGAAUUCUCAGUAACCUCCCUCAACAUCAAACAAAUUUAAAAAGUUGGCAACUGAAGGUAAAAAUGAGAUCAAUAAUAUUUAAUAAGAAUAUGAUGACGAAGAUAUUAUGCUAUUUGAUUUUACAAGACUAAAGCUUCAAGGUUAGCAUUUAAUUAACUACAAAAGAUAGUUGUAUGAGUAGUAAUGCUAAGACAAGUAAUAAUUAGAAAAUAAUAAAGACUCAGUUGUAGAAGAGUUUUUAGAUGAUGAUAAGUUUUAAGAAUGGUAUGAGAGUUAUGAUAAAAAAUCAAUCGUCAUGAAGGUCAAAAGUGAUUUUUAAGAUCCUAAAAUAGACUCUUCAAUGAUCAGCCUUCAAUAAAAAGCUUUACUUUAAACCGACCAUAAAUUAUCUAUCAACUCUAUUGCAACAAUAAAUCAUAAUACUUUUGCAACAUGUGGAAAUGAAUAAAAAGUUAAGAUUUGGGGUUUCACCUAAAAUUAUGUCAUUCACCAUAAAGCAACAAUUGAGCUAGGAGAUUUAGGAGUUUAAUUGGUAUAUAAUAAGCAAUAAAAUAGCUUAUAUGUUGCUACAUCCAGAGGAGUUAUUUAAGUUUACAAAUUUCCAUAAGAUGUGUCUUCUUCUGUUGAUUUAAAUCCUAAUUUAACUAAAGAAUAUGUUGGACAUACUAAAACAGUUAGAAAUAUUUCUUUCCUUCCAAAUUAGUAUAACUAACUGUUAAGCAUUUCAUAUGAUAAAACAAUAAAGCUUUGGAAUAUAAAUACAGAAGUUGAGCAAUAAAAUGCUUUAAUAGCAACCUUUGAUUUACCUUAAGAUGAAGAUUGUAAAUUCAUGGAGACAAACAGCUAGUAUACUAUAGUUGGUUGUGUUUCAGGAAAUAUUUUAAUCUAUCAAAAUGUUUUAGUUGAUUUGAAUUACCAAUAAACACUACAGUCUACUAUAAAAUCUAAAAAGAGUGAGCGAAGUGCUGCAUUUGGACCUCUUAUAAGGCGUUAGCCCAAAUAUCAGGUAACCGAACUCAAAUUUAUAGCUAAGCUAAAAUGCUCCAAAGAAAAAAUAUCAAGUAUUAUACUAGGCUCUAAAAAUCCUCACACUGCAAUUAUUGGAAGUGGUAAUGGAACCAUAACAGUUUUAGAUCUUUCUAAACUAAAUUCAAAACUGGAAGAUAAUUUAGAAAAUUAGAAUUAUUAAUUGUAGUUACAACAAUAGAAAUCAUAACCAACAGCUGCAAAUGAGGAAGAAGGUGAUAAAUUUAAAGAAAGCUUUAUUGAGAAGUAGUAAAUAAAUGCUGAGAUAUGCAUUACUUUUAAAUUUCGUCAUAUACAUAAGCAGAGAAUAAGCAGCUUAAAUCUUUUUGAAGAUAAUUUCCUUGUUGCCAUGAGCUGGGAUGGAAUAUGUAAUUUAUAUGAUAUUUCAAAAUAAAAAGUAAUUAGCUCAACCAAAUAUGUUCUUUAAAAUGAUGAAAAGAAGCACUCAGAUGGAUUUUCUGCUAAAGUGUCUGUAUUUGAUACAAAUAAGUAUCACAUCCUAGCUAUAGGAAAUAAUGAUAAAUAAGUUCAAAUAUUUUGUCUAUAAUUAUUUAAUCAAGAAUGA